AUGGCUACAAACUCAGACAUUAUCUUUCUUACCGGAGGAUCUGGAUUCCUUGGAUCCCACAUUCUCAUUCAGCUGUUGGAACGAGGUUAUCAUGUUCGAGCUGCAGUUCGAGAAAAGAAAGCCGCCCACUUCAAACAGGGCUAUGAGCGCUUCAAAGAUCAACUUGAGGUCGUGGCCAUAGCUGAUAUUGCUACAGACCAGUUCUCCGAUGCACUGAAAGGUGUCAAAGCUGUCAUUCAUACUGCUGCACCGAUAUCUGGACGAGUGAAUGAUGCCAAGUCUCUCUUGAAGGGUGCAGUGGAAGGGCUGCUCAAUGUGAUCCUUCAUGCAGAAAAAGCCGGGAUCACACGCAUCGUUGUGACUAACUGGCAUCAAACAACUAAGGAAGCUGCCCUCCAAACUGAAGGUGUAGCAGCGUAUUCAGCUGCGAAAACGCUCGCCGAGAGGGAAGUCUGGGAUUUCGCUGAGGCACAUCCACACAUAGAGAUAACAACCAUAAACCCACCCCUCCUUUACGGGCCAUUAGCCGAAGGGUUCUCCCUUCCGAACCCAGAUUAUUCUGCUUUAUCCACCAAUCUCCUCAUCUACAAGUUCCUAACCCCUGAAGGAACGUUCCCUGCUUACCCUCUCUAUCUCGACGUCCGCGAUGCUGCAAAAGCCCACUUAUUAGCAUUGGACUCGGCACCUACUUCACAGGUUGGCCGUAAGCGUAUCAUGAUCAGCAGCCCACACGAGGUGGUCUUUGCUAACAUCAUCAGUACAAUCAACGCGAAACGACCAGAAUUGAAGGAUAGACUCAUUAAAACGCCUCCACGGGAGUUUCCAUACACACGACUCGACGUUGACUUGAAGAGGCUCGAGGAGGUCUUGAAAAUGAAGGUCGAAGACUUUACGCCAUUGGACGAUACAUUCCUCGACACUAUUGAUAGUUUAUUGACAUUAGAGAAGCAGUGGACCGCCGCAGGAUUUGACGUAAAGAUUCCUUUGUAA
This is a messenger RNA of Lentinula edodes (shiitake mushroom), 990 nucleotides long. RefSeq lists its product as uncharacterized. Bases 1 to 990 code for a protein of 329 amino acids. The transcript has 6 exons. Lineage: Eukaryota; Fungi; Basidiomycota; Agaricomycetes; Agaricales; Omphalotaceae. Gene Ontology annotation, molecular function: oxidoreductase activity, acting on the CH-OH group of donors, NAD or NADP as acceptor. The record is from RefSeq and is a predicted model, not a curated record.